GUUUUAAAAAAAACCAAAAACAGCCAACAGCGUGAAAAAAUUGUAAUUGCGUUUUUAAGCAAAUUUCCUGCAAAAAACAACGCAUUAUGUCCUAUCAGCUGUACCGCAACACCACUCUGGGCAACACGUUGCAGGAGAGUCUCGACGAGCUCAUCCAGUACGGCCAGAUCACGCCAGGACUGGCUUUCAAGGUGCUCCUCCAGUUCGACAAGAGCAUCAACAACGCCCUCAACCAGCGCGUAAAGGCACGCGUUACCUUUAAGGCGGGCAAGCUGAACACCUAUCGUUUCUGUGACAAUGUCUGGACGCUCAUGCUGAACGAUGUGGAGUUCCGCGAGGUGCACGAAUUCGUCAAGGUUGACAAGGUGAAGAUUGUGGCCUGCGAUGGCAAGAGCGAGUUUUAGCGCUGUCAUUGGCCAGCAAAUAGUUCUAAUUCUAAGAUUUAUAAUUGUUAAGUACCCUUUAUAUCACAUCCAUCAUUGAUAAAGAGUAGACGACCAUCCAGAACUUUUCAAGACGCAAAGAACUGGUCGAAGUCUUUGGUCGUCGAAUUCCAAAAUACAUAUUGUAAAACUGUU
Molecule: messenger RNA, 578 nt
Organism: Drosophila obscura
Lineage: Eukaryota; Metazoa; Arthropoda; Insecta; Diptera; Drosophilidae
Gene: TfIIA-S
Product: transcription initiation factor IIA subunit 2
Exons: 2
Coding region: 87-404 (105 amino acids)
Biological process (GO): RNA polymerase II preinitiation complex assembly; transcription initiation at RNA polymerase II promoter
Cellular component (GO): transcription factor TFIIA complex
Molecular function (GO): RNA polymerase II general transcription initiation factor activity; TBP-class protein binding
Source: RefSeq, a predicted model, not a curated record